Molecule: messenger RNA, 852 nt
Organism: Hyaloscypha bicolor E
Lineage: Eukaryota; Fungi; Ascomycota; Leotiomycetes; Helotiales; Hyaloscyphaceae
Exons: 3
Coding region: 71-787 (238 amino acids)
Biological process (GO): kinetochore assembly
Cellular component (GO): kinetochore
Source: RefSeq, a predicted model, not a curated record
CACGCGCCUUGGGAAUCAUAGAAAGGGGUCCAGUGAAGAUCAGGUGCUUGAGCGAGACCUCAGAGAAGUCAUGUCUCGCAGCCUGGUCGAGGAAAUGGAGGGGGUGGAGUUGACCGGCAUGGAGAAACAGAGUCCACCUCUGUUGACGGAAGACGAGAAACGUAUCUUAGAUGUCUACGAUCGACUAGAGGAACUUCGGCUGGAUAUCGCACUUUUAAAAGCACAAGGUGUGCUAUCACAGGAUGAGCCUCUGGAGGUUUCCCAGGAUGAUCUGACCACGGCCAGACAAGAGCUUCUGACAGCCAAAGCCGCAUAUCAAGUCAGAAACAAUGUUAUUGAAAGUGUUCUUAUUGCAAAUCCCAUCCUGAAAGCGGUACAUGGAGGCAAGAAUGCUACUAUUGCAGAGCAAGAUCUUGCGCCACUCAUUCAGCAGCGGGAUGACCUCUCAAUCACGUUGACUGAAUUAUCAACAAGAGUUCUGUCGACGCGGAAUGAGUUGAAGAAUGUCGAGAGUGAGCAUAUGGUGACUGCUCGAAAGAAUGCCGAGUUAGCGGCCACGAUGCUUGCAUUGGCGGAGGAAGCCGACACGAAGAGAAAGGAGGACAUCGAUGAUCCUAAGGCAAGGCAGCAACUGGAUGAGUUGGAAGUAAAGAUGAAGACUGGCCGUCAGAGAUGGAGAAUUAUGAAGGAGACUGCCAGUGCUACAAUUGCGGGGAGCGGGAUCGACUGGGCGAGAGAUCCAAAAUUGCUAGAGAUUGUACUUGAUAAUGACGGUAACGAAAGGUAGAAAGUUUGCAUUGUAUGAAUAAAUACUUAAGUAUGAAAAAGUUGAAGUUUGCGCGUACGAGACAG